Molecule: messenger RNA, 954 nt
Organism: Bufo gargarizans (Asiatic toad)
Lineage: Eukaryota; Metazoa; Chordata; Amphibia; Anura; Bufonidae
Product: protein ANTAGONIST OF LIKE HETEROCHROMATIN PROTEIN 1-like
Exons: 1
Coding region: 1-954 (317 amino acids)
Source: RefSeq, a predicted model, not a curated record
AUGUCGGAGGAAACCUUUGGAUACCUUUGUGCAAAGGUAAGUCCAGCAAUGAAGAAGCAAAGCACCAACUUCAGAGCUAGUUUGCCAGUGAAGAAAAGAGUUGCCAUUGCACUGUGGAAGCUGGCUACCAACAGUGAAUACCGAAGUAUAGGCCACCUUUUCGGUGUGAGCAAAUCAACAGUGUGCCGGUGUGUGCAGGACUUCUGUAAGGCUGUCUGCACUUUGCUAGCUCCUGAGAUUGUUCAUUUUCCAGACAGUGAAAAGCUAAAAGACAUGGCUAACUACUUUGAGGACAGGUGGGGCCUUCCACAGUGUGUUGGCGCUAUUGAUGGUUCACACAUACCAAUAAUAGCACCACAAGUAUACCACACUGACUAUUUUAACCGCAAAGGCUGGCAUUCCAUCAUCCUCCAGGGAGUAGUGGAUGGAAAAGGACUAUUCUGGAGUGUGAAUGUGGGAAAACCUGGAAGUUUGCAUGAUGCUCGAGUUCUAAGAUUGUCAACAUUUUGGGACUGGGUGGGCCAGGGAGGCCUGUACUCUGGUCACACUAGGAACAUUUCAGGGGUGAAUGUUGGCUAUUAUGUGCUCGGGGAUUCUGCAUACCCUUUACAAAAUUGGCUCCUGAAACCAUUUGCUGACAAUGGCCGCCUGACACCAGAACAGCAAAUCUACAACAGGAAAACAUCCAGGGCAAGGGUGGUUGUGGAGAAUGCAUUUGGAAGACUAAAGGGUAGAUGGCGGUGUCUUAUGAAAAGGAAUGACAGUGACAUUGAACUUGCAAAAGCCAUGGUGCUUACUUGCUGUGCUCUUCACAAUAUUUGUGAAAGACAUGGAGAAGACUUCUACCAGGACUGGAAUACGAAUGCAGAAGAGCCAGUACGGGUAGUAGCACAGGAUAUGGAGGAAGAGUGCAAUGAGGUACGUCAGGCUCUGAUGCGACACCUUAACACUUAA